Messenger RNA from Adineta steineri, 972 nucleotides. The record is from the annotation of a GenBank genome assembly. Lineage: Eukaryota; Metazoa; Rotifera; Eurotatoria; Adinetida; Adinetidae.
AUGAAUGUCGCACGACAAUAUCACACAGCAUCCACAUUAGCAAAUGGAUCAGUAUUAGUUGCUGGUGGAUCUAACGGUACUAAUCUCAAUAGUGCUGAACUGUACAAUCCAUUAACAGGCACUUGGACAAUGGUAGGAAGCAUGAAUGUUGCACGAUAUCAACACACAGCAACCACAUUAGUAAAUGGAUCAGUAUUAGUUGCUGGUGGAGCUAACAAAAAUGGUUAUCUGAAUAGUGCUGAAUUGUACAAUCCAUCAACAAACACUUGGAUAAUAACAGUCAACAUGAAUGUCGCACGAGCAUAUCCCACAGCAUCCAUAUUAGCAAAUGGAUCAGUAUUAGUUGCUGGUGGAAUGAACAGCGGUAGUAGUUUUCUUAAUAAUGCUGAAUUGUACAAUCCAUCAACAGGCACUUGGACAACUACAGGAAGUAUGAAUGACGGACGCACUUAUCACGCAGCAACCACAUUAGCAAAUGGGUCAGUAUUAGUUACUGGUGGACAGGGCAGCGGUUAUACUUUUCUUAAUAGUGCUGAAUUGUACAAUCCAGCAACAGGAAUUUGGACAACUACAGCAAGCAUGUACGUCACACGAGAAUGUCACACCGCAUCGACUUUAGCAAAUGGAUUAGUAUUAGUUUCUGGUGGAUACAACAGUAAUUAUCUCAAUAAUGCUGAAUUCUACAAUCCAUCAACAAACACUUGGACAAUAACAGUCAACAUGAAUGACCCACGAGCAUAUCACACAGCAUCCACAUUAGCAAAUGGAUAUGUAUUAGUUGCUGGUGGAUCCUACGGUUAUGGUUUUCUCACUAGUGCUGAAUUGUACAAUCCAUCAACAGGCACUUGGACAAUGGUAGGAAACAUGAAUGCCUCACGAAUGUAUCAUACAGCAUCCACAUUAGCAAAUGGAAAUGUAUUAGUUGCUGGUGGACAGGGCAAUGGUAUUCUCAAUAGUGCUGAGCUUUAUUGA